This is a messenger RNA of Colossoma macropomum (tambaqui), 2541 nucleotides long. It is a transcript of the gene cunh10orf71, whose product is annotated as cardiac-enriched FHL2-interacting protein. The transcript has 2 exons. Lineage: Eukaryota; Metazoa; Chordata; Actinopteri; Characiformes; Serrasalmidae. Gene Ontology annotation, biological process: positive regulation of calcineurin-NFAT signaling cascade. The record is from RefSeq and is a predicted model, not a curated record. Gene Ontology annotation, cellular component: Z disc. The coding region runs from base 1 to 2541 and encodes 846 amino acids.
AUGCAUGGCCACCACAAAUACUCUGAUGGCUUCAGUGACACCUCCAGUGUGGGUAGCUUCAUGGACGAGACAGAUAGGGAGGUUAGCAACCUCACUGACCGUGCCUUCAGGAGCCUGUGCAUUGGAGAGGAGGCCAUCUACAAUGACUCUGAAAUCUCUUCCCCUACUGAACGCCACAAGGCUUUUGCAGAAGAAGUCCAGCAGAAGGAAGUUGUAAAAACCACCUGCCAGGAGACUUUUUCUUAUGGUAUUCAGUACAGAGAGGCUGAGAGAAAGUCUGAGGUGACCUCAACAUUCCAGCAUUCCUAUGUGGAUGUAGCACAAGAGCAGGUUCUCAGAGAUGAGCGCAUGUCUUAUAUGAGCAAUGGCUCUAUGGAGGCAACAUGGCAACAGAGGAGAAGCACCUCCAGAGUGUCAUCCCUCAUCAAGGCCUUCAGCUCAAAGGAGGGUUACUGUGACAGUGGGAUUUCUGAUGCUGUACUGAUAAGAGACAAAUACAGGGACUUUAACAAUGGGUCAUGGGACAAAUCAGCUCUGCUAAGCUUUCAGAGAGAACUAUCCGAGGUCUCUUCUGCUUACCAUCAGAAUUUUAAGUCGGGUCCCUUUCAGUCUUACAGGAAUCAUUUUCAUGCAUCAGCUGCUGCGGUGUCCCGGAUGGACACAACAGCUUCUCUUGUGAAAUCCUCAAAAACAAAGUUCCAUGCACUGAACUCCACUAAUUUUUUCUUCCACAGUGAAUUCAGUCCUUUUCAGUUGUGGAAGGAUUAUAACAGGUUCCCCUUUGAAAGAGAGGAACCUUCAGGGUUUUUGUCAGCCAGUGAGUUUCCUAGGUGGUAUGAUUCUCCUCUCUACAAAGAACUGACAACCACACAAACAUUUUCAAGCGAAGGUAGGCGGUUUAACCGAAAAAAAAUUGAGGAUGUUGUUCCCACUCAGCGCUCUAGGUCCACAGUAAUCCAAAAAGCCUCAGCCAUAGAAAAGAGAUGCGACUCUGAGAUGGCCUCUAAUUGUCCCCCAUGGAAAAGAAAUAAUAAUUUUGUGAGAAGCAAACUCCCAAGCAAUCGGCCCUCCACAGUCUCACCAACCAAUGAGAAAGCACAUAGGCCUGAUUCUAAUUUGCUCUCUUAUAAUAGACAUACAUAUGACAUUCAACACAAAGUAGAGAACGUGGGAGGCAAUGAGUUAUCUAGUAGUUCAACUCCAUUCAGUAUCACUCAGCUUCUUACACCAGUCAUUCAUGGGAGACAAGAGACAGAAACAUCAGAAAUUCUGCAAUUUGCACAUACGCCCUCUUUUCCUGAUUACUCUGUCCAGGGUGAUGUUGACCUGAAACCACUGUCUGAAGUCAAACAACUACGUGAUAACUACAAAUCCAGAGCAUCAAGUCUAUUGUUCAACCUCAAAGAUAACAGAAAACGAGUCAAGAGCACAUAUAGUCCUUCUAAAUUUAAAGGUUUAGAGAUAACAGAUCGAAAUAAGCAGCCCUCAAAGCUAGAGGAUCUCGAAUCCAGGCUCUCAGAUUCUUCAGCAUCCCAAGUGACCACACAAGAGCAUUCUGCAGUACCCAACGCUUGGGAACUUGACGUAGUCCAGCAAACUUAUGAUGUCCACCUAUCCCAAACUGUUGAACACAAAGAGUAUGCUGAUGGCUUACAUGAUAUGACAUUAGCACAUCAGAAUGGCGCUGCUAAUUACGAGAUCUCUUAUGGGGGCUCACAGGGUAGCUUUCUCCCCCCAUAUAAACCUCUGAACAAAGAAAAUGAGGAGUAUGAGUUCUCACCACGUAUGCUUCCAGCACAAAAUCAAAGUAUAGAAAAUUCAGAAGGUCACAUUUAUGGCCCUAGUGGAACAUUUAACCCUACAAGGCCAGAAACAGAAAAUAUCUAUUCAAAAGCACACCCACCAGUGCACUCUCUGUCGGCUCAGAUGUCAGAAAAACAGAACUUCAGCAGGAGAGAAGACAUGGGACAUCGUGACUUUAAAGAGCAACAGAACUUUGUGAUGAAACCAAAUUUUGGAUAUACCAAAAAUCAGGUGACUGAAGAAAGACUUUCUUGGGAAAACUCUGGACAUACAAAUAUCACAAGUAGGGAAAUGUUUAAUAAUAGUGGAAUUAAAGAUUCACUACCAUUUAAAGGAGAGAUAGCUACUUUGAUUGAAAUGGAUAAACAGAGGAAAGCUACUGCUAAGCAAUACUUACCUUCGGCCAAUGACAGCUACACCGUGGGAAAGGAAACAUACAUAAAUAAAGUGAAUGAGAACAUUAAACAAGGUAGGCUUGCAAAAGAGGAAGAGGUGCAGGACACAGAAUGCUCUUCACAAAAAUAUCAAUAUACAAGCAAGCCUGCACAAUAUAAUCCCACAAAUACACCUUCAACAUCUCAAAAUGUUUAUGGAUUCUACAAUAACGGUCUCCACAAAAUGACAUCGUCUCCCCCCAAAGACUCAAAACUCACCAAAAAUUCAGAAUUUAGAAAACAUGACAUACACAAAAACAGCUCUCGAGGAUCGACUCAGGACUGGAGAGCGCCAGCCAAAUGA